GUCUCCUCCGCAAACAAUCGCUCUUCAUCCUCCAAAAAUACUUCAACGACAGCUUCCACUCCAUCGAGAUCUAUCUAAAAUGCACCUUCUACUUGGGCUCGAUCCUGAUAUCGAUUUUCCUGAUUAUUUUCAUCGAAACAGAUUUCUUGGCGACUGUCGUAACGUAUGUUCUUCUGGCUUUGUGCACCAAUUGUAUUAUUUUGAUGUUUUAUAAAAAUCCUACAUACGAUAAAGCGAUGGUGGUGAGCAAGUACGAGAUCUUGGAUAAUGAUAAUGAGGAUUUGGAUGUUUAUAAUAAGGUUGAGGAGAUUGAAAAACGGUUCAAGGAGAAGACAAGUAGAGAUAGUCAAGGUGGUUCCAAAAAGCACGAUGGAGCUACAAAUACAAUGCAACAAACGAAGUACGUCAAAACAAUUGGUGAAUCUUCGAAACAAGUCUACGGGGACACCAGUUACGCCAAGCAAGACGUUCCAGCAAAUCCUUUCGACGAACCAGAACCCGAAACAAGCACCAAUCCCUUCGACGAAGCCGACAAGCACCCAAACAACCCUUUCAAUGAACCAGAUGAUGUUUAUGUUAUAGAAAAUGAGACUACCACAAAUCAAACUGGUGACCAAGUGAUUUACGAGUACGGAAAGACCAAAAUCGAGGAAGUUCCAACAAAAGUUGGCAGUAAUAAAAGUGGCGAUAGGGCCAAAUUUAUUGCAGAAACUGCUAAUAAUUUAGCUAGUGCUGAUAGUACCAAAAAACCUGUGGAUAAAAAGUUGAAGAUUGUGGAUAAUACUGCAAGGAGUAGGCUGAUGGCGACGUUUUCUGGAGUUGCCAGUACCAGCCAAAGAAAUGGUAGCAUCACAGAACCUCAGCCAAUUUAUUCAGAAAAUCAAUUGGAAUUCAACAGCCGUCAAAAUCGACCAAGGAACCAAAAAUGCUGCUCCAAGUUCUGCGAAGAGUUCACAGUCUUCAAGAAACCAUCCUUCUACCCAAGUCUGGUAUUAUAUCUGUACCAGCGUCUGAUGCCCUUAUUUUUCUGGAUUUUGCUGCCAUCGAUUCUGCUAAGGGCUGGACUACCGAUAGUCCUUUGCAUCACUUUUUAUCUGGCAGCCUCCAUAAUCGGGAUGAGUGGCAAUGUACUGAUUUCGAAGUUGUCCAAAAUGUCUGCAAAUAUGAGGCUGGUUUAUUUGUCUGUGUUUUGCAUGUUGGCAUCGAUGGCACUUUACGAAGUGACAAAAGUCUACAACACCAUGACCAUCCUGGUCAUAACUUUAAUAGCAAGUUUCUGCAUAUCUUGCUCCACCAGUUUAAGUCGAGCUGCCAUAAACGACUACUUGGAAAUCCAGGAUCUGAACAAAUCCAGGACGAUCCUGACCACGAUCUACGCCUUGUGCCUGGUUUUUGCAACUUUUGGACACAACAAUUAUAUAGAUUCUUAUUACAGAGUGGCAUCGUUUGUAAAUAUUUCUAUAGGAAUGCUUUAUGGUAGUUUUGUGAUGUUUCGAAUUUGGUUCAAGUUUAACAAACAUCCUAGCAGCCAAUUGACUAUUAGUCGAACAUAGUAAUAACAGAUAAUUAUAAUUGAUAAAUGUAUUAGUUGGGCAGCAACUGAGUAAAAUAGAUGAUAUGAAUGCAAAAAUGAAUAGGUACAGUGGUAUCCCAAAUUACAUGUACCUGUUAUACAAAUGUUUUGAGAUUCAAGUUGCCAAAGGAGCGAUUUGUUGCUUCGAUAUGCGAGUAAAAUUUGAGAUACGAGCUUUGAGCAAGUAAGAGUAGUCUAGAAAAAAGUUAAUGACUGUUAAUGAAAAGUUAAUAUGAAAAAUUUCGUCAAUUG
Molecule: messenger RNA, 1825 nt
Organism: Ctenocephalides felis (cat flea)
Lineage: Eukaryota; Metazoa; Arthropoda; Insecta; Siphonaptera; Pulicidae
Exons: 5
Coding region: 204-1553 (449 amino acids)
Source: RefSeq, a predicted model, not a curated record